AUGGCUAAUUCCUCUCAGAAGCACCCAAAAGUUACGUGCGCCAAUGUUGAUCAAGAUGAAGAUGAUGGAGGGAUUCCAUGUACUAAUAUCGCCUCGAAAGCUUGCAAUGGAUGUUUUCUGGUUCAAUAUUGCAGCAAAGAUUGCCAAGUUGCACAUUGGAAAACCCACAAGAAGGAUUGCAAAUCUCCAUUUAUGAAGAAAUCUUGGAGACCACAGUGGGAUGUGGAGAAACGUCGUCCGGCAUUUAUUGGAGGCAACGACGAUCCCGCUCUAGCUGAACAGUGGGUGACUAUGGUGCAACACGGAAGAAAGAAGUAUUUAUGGGGUAAUGUUCCAGCCAUUGAUAUAAUUCAGUGUUGCAAGAAUGAAGAAAAAGAUUUGCCAGAACAACUCAAUCUUUUAUUUGCGGCAUCUGGGGAUAUUAGAAAUAUUGUCAAGUCUCUCGUUGAACUCCCAAUUACGUAUGAGGGCAAAUGUGAGCUUAUAAUUAACGACAAGGAUUUUGACAUUGUCGCUCGGAAUGCAAUCUUGCUCCUCACAGCUCUCGUAUUUGACCCCAUUGAAGCAGCAGACAUCAUGAUUCACGUCUGGUACUCUGCAUUCAUAACUGAUUCGUACUUGCGGAAACUUCAAGAAAAAGUCCUCCCGUUGAUUGAAGAUGUUUGUAAAAAAGUGGCCGGCCGCCCUGGGCAAUCUUUGCAAUCCAAAACUUGGACACUCGGCACUCGCAACAUAAGUUUGGUAUUGCCGAAGGCUUCUUGGGAUCUCCUUCCUUCGUUUUUCAAGGUUCCAGAUGGACUAUCAGCUAGUAAGGCACAAAAAGUAAUGGUUGACACUACAUUGCCACCCUCGAGAAGAGAUUAUAUCGAGCGGCAAUUUUAUGCUCGGCCACCUGCAUGGCGUGUCUGUGCUACUAAGUUCCGUACUGAUGGCAUGCUUCUUCCCUUCGGAUAUUCUCGCAAGGAUUUCACUAUGCCAAAUCCAACGCUGUUUCAGAGUACUGAAUUUUGGCCCAUGAUGGAUUCUGCCGACCCAUUGGAAGGAUGGCCUCUCGAGGAACACCUUUCUAAACCUUCACCUGCUCGAAACGAUAUCUAUGGCAGCCUUUAUUUCUACCUUCAAGACCAACUUCAAAGCUUUUGCAAGCGAAUUAAGAAUUUGAAAAUCCGCUUUCAACUAUUCGAACUCGAUGCAGUGGAUCUGCCAGGUAUCAUGAAGGAGCGCGGCAUUGGAAAGGUCUAUUUCGACAGAAUUGAGGUUUCAAAUAUUGGAGACCGUGGCUACAUUGGACCUCAAAAACUUCUGAUGACUUUCGCUCCUUACCUGAAGCGUAAAUCACAGAAUCCGCAUGCCACACUUCUUGCUUUAUUCCUCAACGCUGUCCAUGAAAGCCGUACUGAAAAGGAUUACAUUGAAAGCAUAGCAACAGAUUCAGCAAAAUUACAUAGGUAUAUGACAAUUCAACGAGACAUGCUUCAGCCUUACAAUGCGGACUUUCUGAGAUACAACGAUGCGAGAUCUAAGUUUCAAGAUCUUGACGAGCUCUUUGAUAGGUUUAUGAAGGAAUGUUGCUUGUAUGAAAUCAGUGAAAUGGAAGGGUUAAAAAUCAAAACCAAGAAUACAUUGGUUGAGAAAUGGCCUUUGAGGUUGCGAAAUGGGGCAAAGCAAGAGGAAUUUGACAGAUUAUUGGCAUCGGGACAUUUGGGUUCGGAGAGAUACGUGGAAUGGGAAAGUUUGAUAUAGGAUUGACUUGAGAAGUCUGGAAGGUUUGAGAGAUGAAAGGUAGCAGGAGGAGAAAGAGGAAAGCAAAGCAAGAAAGCAAAGGCAAGGAUAGAGAAGAGAAGGAGAGGAAAGAAAUGAAAAGAAAGGAAAGGAAAACAGAAGGUAGGAGGAAGAAAGUCACAAAUACACAUAUCUUCUGAUAAAUCUGGAAGGUGGUACCCAUCAGACGCUCUUGCUUCGAAAGUCAAGUUCCUUAGCGCAAUCAAUUAAAUUGUUAAGCGUUUAAAAAGUAACUUCACCAAAGUUAUUCAUUGCACUCCACUAAUCACUUCCCGCCAAUCAUACCUACAUUUGCGAUAUAA
Messenger RNA from Botrytis sinoallii, 2084 nucleotides. RefSeq lists its product as uncharacterized. The coding region runs from base 1 to 1743 and encodes 580 amino acids. The transcript has 4 exons. Lineage: Eukaryota; Fungi; Ascomycota; Leotiomycetes; Helotiales; Sclerotiniaceae. The record is from RefSeq and is a predicted model, not a curated record.